Pipistrellus nathusii (Nathusius's pipistrelle) is the source of this 318-nucleotide messenger RNA. The record is from the annotation of a GenBank genome assembly. NCBI's taxonomy places the organism in Eukaryota, Metazoa, Chordata, Mammalia, Chiroptera, Vespertilionidae.
AUGGUGAAGCAGAUCGAGAGCAAGUACGCUUUCCAGGAAGCCCUGAACAGCGCGGGAGAUAAGCUGGUCGUGGUCGACUUCUCCGCCACGUGGUGUGGGCCCUGCAAGAUGAUCAAGCCCUUCUUCCAUUCCCUCUCCGAGAAGUAUUCCAACGUGAUAUUCCUGGAAGUAGACGUGGAUGACUGUCAGGAUGUUGCUGCAGAGUGUGAGGUCAAAUGCAUGCCAACCUUCCAGUUUUUUAAAAAGGGACAAAAGGUGGGUGAGUUUUCUGGAGCUAAUAAGGAAAAACUCGAAGCCACCAUCAAUGAAUUCGUUUAA